Camelina sativa (false flax) is the source of this 582-nucleotide messenger RNA. RefSeq lists its product as uncharacterized. Gene Ontology annotation, cellular component: chloroplast envelope. Lineage: Eukaryota; Viridiplantae; Streptophyta; Magnoliopsida; Brassicales; Brassicaceae. The record is from RefSeq and is a predicted model, not a curated record.
ACACACGAAGAACUCAAAAGGAUUGGGUGAAGACAACAAUGGCGAAGAAGAAGGAACUGUUAUCAAAAGCGCCGUGGAGAGGCGACGACGAUGAUGACUCUGACAAGUUUAGCGGCGCAAAGCUUAAGGUCAUAAAGGAUUCUGAUGGUAUGUCGAAGAUGCACGUCCCUAGCCGCGGUGCCAAAAAAGGUAGUCUCGCCGAUGAUGAUGAUGAUUUACUUGAGAUUGAUCCUCAGCUUCGUUACAGCUUCAAUCGCAACUAUCAGUUCCUGCAAAGAGUAUUCACUAUAGACACUUUGGUGAAGCCUCUUCCUCCUGCCAUGGGAUUCAACGUCUCUCGCAACUUGAGCUUCUUCACCCGCAUUUUCACUCAGUUCUUUGAUCCUGAAGGCAUUGCAAAUGCACAGAGGUCUCUGGGGUUGGGGCAGGAAGAUAAAGCUCGCCGUGUUCGUUGAGAUAUGGCCAUCUUCCAAGCUUGUGAAUGAACCCAGCUCUGUUAGAAUGAUUAAAAUAUGUCCUCAAAGAGAUGUUUUGUCUUAAAUUCUCCAAAGUACAAUGAAAUUUCCAAGUUCCAUUUUAGCA